Molecule: messenger RNA, 1485 nt
Organism: Penicillium brevicompactum
Lineage: Eukaryota; Fungi; Ascomycota; Eurotiomycetes; Eurotiales; Aspergillaceae
Exons: 6
Coding region: 67-1485 (472 amino acids)
Biological process (GO): positive regulation of transcription by RNA polymerase II
Cellular component (GO): nucleus
Molecular function (GO): transcription cis-regulatory region binding; DNA-binding transcription factor activity
Source: RefSeq, a predicted model, not a curated record
AUGACACCCGAAAGCCAGGUCAGCCAGACGCGCAGGAGACUUCGUGUGAAAACUGGAUGACGCGAUAUGCUCGACGAGGAGCGAGAAGUCCUAGUGACGCGGUCUUGCCGCCUGCCCUUCAAGUUGAGGAUGGCCCUUCUCAUCUCCACGCGCAGUCGGCGCCGUCAUGGCCAAGACCAACCGGGGCCAGAAGUCGCAUCAAGUGGGGCGAGUACCGAUCGCUGGAUGUAUCGGUCGUCCCAACAGACGCAAAUUCCAGUUAGCCUUUCGUCGAUCCUUUGGCCGGGAGAAGGGUCAAACCCGAAUGUGCCGUCCAUCGUCUGGAACGAGAGCUCCCUGUCCGCCUUGACCGACCCUCAAUCUGACGAGGCAAACGGAUUUCCGCGGCCAGGAGAAAGUCCAAUUGGAUCUUCGUUCUAUGUGACUGAUCAACAGUUGCCGCUUUCGACUUCCGAAAUACUAAUUUUCAGGAAUUAUGUAGAUAACGUCUCGCGAUGGAUCGACUCCUUUUCUCGAGAUCAGCCUUUUCACUCGGUUGUGCCUAUCCUGGCCCUCAGAUGCCCCGUUCUCAUGAACUCGUGCCUGGCGCUAUCAGCGAAGCAAUUAGCGCUGAAAGCAUCGGCAGAUAAAACAGACUUGCAGGCCAAUAUCGCCGUCAGAUAUGAAAUGCUCGACGUAGUAGGAGACAGCUUCGGUACCCAUCUGAGAGGGGUUGCUUACUUUCUACAGUCCCGCGAGGUAUACGGAGAUGCCUGCGGCAUCAAAGGCGCUGUCUAUUGGACAUGGUAUCGGCAUGAAAUCUGGGCCGCUUUACAAAGGGGACAACCGAUGUUCCUUGACGAGCAAUACUGGAAACCCGAGGAAGUUGAUAACUUUGAGAAUCUCUGUGUUGAAGAUAUUGCCAACCGUGCCAUCUUCAUCUUUGGUCAGUGCGUCUCAUUCUGCAAUGACAAAAGCGCCGCCGGGGGCGUAGGAGCGGACGAGAGAAGAAAAAUUCGAGAGCAUCGAGCCGAGUCACUACGACAUGCUCUUGGGGAUUGGAAGGAGAAGCUCUCGACUUCCAGUGCAAAUUUCCUUUCAGAAAAGCCACCACAAACCGAGACGAAUACUCAUGAAUUUCCUUUCCUUUGGUUUCUUUACCCUCAAAGUGCUAUUGCAUUCCAAGUCUAUCACGCCUCCAAAAUUUUGUUGAAUCUGCAUUCCUACCCUCCCAUGUCGGAUGGUUUUAUCAUAGGCUCGAGCCAGUCACUGACCCACCGACGCGAGAUCGAAAAGUCACGCGAACAGAUCUUUCUCGUCUCCAACUCUGGAAUCCCCGGCCCGUGGAGCCUUGUUUCCACACAAUGCUUGUAUAUCGCCGGAAUGGUGACAGAGGGGCUACUGGAAAGGUCGCAUACUCUGGAGUUGAUAGAAGAUUGCCAGAAACAAUCGGGCCGAAAGACCUGCGUCCUGGCAGACGCUCUCCGAAAAUUGUGGUCUGAAUAA